UUUUUUAUUUUGAAAGCUGAAAAAGGUUUUUUUUUUUUUUUGUUUUUAUUCCGGAAGAUAGCGAAGACAGAGGAAGGAAGAUGCAGGCGAGUGUUGAAUCUGAAAGAGAAGAAGAGGUUCUCCUCGACGAUAAUGGCUUCCCGCUGAUGGGCGUGAGUAAUGAAGACGAUGAAGAGGGAAACGAGUCAAUUAGCGGGCAGAUAGAUGAGAGUUUUGCAUCAGAUUUCUACUGCAGUGGAACAGAUUGGUCCUGCUUGUUGCCGGAAAAUGGGGGCGAUUAUCAUGGUGAAGUAUCUUGCGAUGAGAAGCCUCCAAUCUCAUCAGAGAAGAAGCUGAAGCAGGCAGAUUUAUUUCAGAUGUGGGGAUUGGGGAAGAAGAAGCAGCGGCUAAUCAAUCCCCAAGACCAGCGCACUGCUCUCUCCAGCUUUCUUCUACCUCCUUCCAAUACCGACAAAAUACUGAAGACUGCUAAUUUUGCUACUUUCCCAGAAAAGACAUCUCCUUCCCAUGCUCUGUCAACGGAUAUAAGGAAGAGAGUCAGGGGGCCUCCCCAAAAUGGGAACCGUCAUUGUCCUUUCUACAAGAAAAUUCCAGGAACUCCCUUCACAGUGGACGCCUUCCGUUAUGGGCGUAUUCAAGAGUGCUCUGCAUAUUUCCUUACCCAUUUUCACUCUGAUCACUACGGUGGACUUACCAAAGCCUGGCCUCACGGUCCCAUAUAUUGCAGCCCUCUCACUGCCACGCUUCUUAGGAUAUGUCUCUCUGUCAAUCCAUCGCUAAUGCAUCCAUUGGAAUUAAGUAUAGAACAUUGUAUUGAAGGAAUCAAAGUAACUUUACUGGAAGCCAAUCAUUGCCCGGGGGCUGUUCUUAUCCACUUCCGUCUUCCAGAUGGAAAAUGCUAUUUGCAUACUGGAGAUUUUAGGGCUUCUAAACAGAUGAAGACUUACCUUCCGCUAGUAAACCAUCGAGUUAAUGUGCUUUACCUAGAUACAACAUAUUGCAACCCAAAAUACAAGUUCCCGUCCAAAGAUGAAGUAUUAAGUUAUGUUGUCAAAGUCACCGAGGCCUGCCUCAAAAAGCAACCCAAAACUCUCGUAGUAGUUGGGGCAUAUAGCAUUGGUAAAGAAUGUGUUUAUCUUGCCAUUGCCAAGGCAUUAAAGGUUAAAAUAUUUGCAAAUGCUUCAAGGAGACGGGUUCUAAAAUCUUUUGGUUGGCCUGAUCUGUCUGGGAGCCUUUGCACAGAUGGAAAACACACACUUCUUCAUGUGCUUCCCAUCUCAUCUCUGCGGUUUGAGAGCUUGAGAGACUACUUGAAGACGUAUAAGAAUCAAUACACAGCAGUUUUGGCAUUUCGGCCAACAGGUUGGACUUACUCUGAGACUGUAGGCAACCAACUUGAUCGAAUUAGACCCAGUUCCAAAGGCAAUAUCACAAUUUAUGGAGUUCCAUAUAGUGAGCACUCAAGCUUCACAGAAUUACGAGAGUUUGUUCAGUUUUUGAGACCUGAGAAGAUAAUUCCUACUGUGAAUGUUGGGAAUGCUGCUAGUCGAGACCAGAUGCAAUCCUACUUUCGGGAAUGGCUCAGAAACUGAAAAUUUUCAAUUCUGGUAAAUUGAAAGUUGGACAUGCCAAUAUAUGGAACUUCAGUCUCUAAUUUGGUGAAAGUCGACUCUAUAUGCAUGUUGAACAUCAUGUGAGUGUAAGCAAACCAUUGAAGAUUUAACAUAGGCGUGGGAAGAACAAAUUGGUUGGUAGACCAAUAACAGAAACAGUCAAAAUUGCAAAACAAUUUGGCGAAAACGCUUUCCUUGUUGCUCCAGGAUGGGUUUUUGUUUGACAACCUUGUCCAUGGGAGAUGUGCAUAAAACAAGGCUUCGAGGAGAGAGUUUAGAUGAAGUUUUUGUUUUUGAGGUGGAUGAGCAGAAGAGGUUUGAUGCUUAAUUCUUAUGAGAUGGCAAGUGGUCAUAAAUUUUCUUGACAGCAGAAAUGCAACUUCCUAGUAAUUGGCUUAUUGAAGUGCGGAAGUUCCACGUUUUUUAAAUUUCAUCAUAUUGUGCUGCUGGCCGGUUGUCAUAGUUCUGUUGAAUCAGGGCCCGGCCAACUGAUUACCUUAACAUUGCUGGACACUAAAGCUUUGUAUAUAUUGCUCCAACCGAAAUGAUAGAAUCAAUCAACUACUACAACUACAUGGAAUAUCACGUUAUUCAACUGUCGAGUGCAGCUACCCCAAAGGUGAUCGAUUGCAUGCAAGCAGGGACAUAAAGUUACCUCAUUUACAUAUUAUUCAAAGACCUGUUUUGCCGCCGAUCACCCCUAAUUUGCAGCCCCAAUACAACAGCAGGUUGCUACUUGAAGCAAGAAUAUUCCCUUCACAGACACCCAGAGAAGCAGAGCAGGGAUGCCUCCACGGCCACUAGGUGGAAAUGGUCAUGAUCCUUGAGAGUGAGGAGGUGACUCUAACCACAACAACAUGGAAUUGGCAUCCUACUGAUUAUCAUUUUUUGUUUUUCUGUUCCAUAGCUUGAUUAGGCAUUAUUUACCUCAAUAAUUUCUUAAAUCAAAUUGUAUAAAUGUUAUUUUCUUUAAUAAUUUAAUAAAAAUAAACUAU
Carica papaya (papaya) is the source of this 2608-nucleotide messenger RNA. Lineage: Eukaryota; Viridiplantae; Streptophyta; Magnoliopsida; Brassicales; Caricaceae. The record is from RefSeq and is a predicted model, not a curated record.